This is a messenger RNA of Plasmodium coatneyi, 903 nucleotides long. RefSeq lists its product as uncharacterized. Bases 1 to 903 code for a protein of 300 amino acids. The record is from RefSeq and is a predicted model, not a curated record. The transcript has 11 exons. Lineage: Eukaryota; Apicomplexa; Aconoidasida; Haemosporida; Plasmodiidae.
AUGAAGCUACUCAAGUUUCUGUGGAUCCCCGUGGUUACGGUCAUAAUCCUCGUGCUGGUGUUGAAUGGCUACAUCUAUUUCAACCAAGACAAUCUUAUCUUCGGAAAGGAAAAGAUCAAUCCCAAGAAAGUCCGUCCUUAUGGAAGUCACUUCGAGGAUGUAUACCUAGAUAUGGACGACGGAAGCAAUUUUAAGUGCUGGUUUAUAAAAGCGAAAGACCACGAGAACAAACCUGUGUUCCUUUACUACCUCGGAAAGGGUGGCUACAUAGAAAAGUAUGUCAAAUUAUUCGACAUGAUUGUGCAGAGGGUGGACGUCAGCAUCUUCUCCUGCUCCAACAGGGGCUGCGGAACGAACGAAGGAAAUCCAUCUGAGGAACAAUUGUACAAGGAUGCCAUGGUGCCCUUCAACUACUUGAAGCAGAAAAAUACCAAGCAGCUCUUCAUCUUCGGAAACUCCAUGGGAGGAGCAGUGGCCCUCGAAACAGCAUCCAAGCACCAAGAGGACAUUCACGGCCUGAUCCUAGAAAACCCAUUUCUCAGCCUGAAGAAAAUAUCGGAGGAAACCAACCCAUUCUUAAAUUUCUUUCUCUUGAGUUUUGAUAUGUUGAUUAGAACCAAAAUGGACAACAUCGAGAAAAUAAAAAAAAUACACAUCCCUCUGUUGGUUAACAUAUCGGAAAUGGAUGAAUUAGUGCCCCCUGAACAUUCGAAGAUAUUAUUUGAGCUCUGCCCGAGCAAGCACAAGUUUAAGUACUUCUCGAAGAAAGGGACGCACAACAACAUAAUAAAGGUCGACGACGGUUCGUAUCACGCAUCGUUGAAGAAAUUCGUCCAAACAGCAAUCAAUGUGCACGAGGGAAUUGCAGAACCACAGGUACCACCACCACCAGCGGCGGCGUAA